AUGGAAGCAGAGAACCACACAGCCCUAUCCCACUUCCUCCUCCUGGGCCUCUCAGAGGAUCCUGAACUGCAGCCCAUCCUCUUUGGGCUGUUCCUGUCCAUGUACCUGGUCACAGUGUUUGGGAACCUGCUCAUCAUCCUGGCUGUCAGCUCUGACUCCCACCUCCACACCCCCAUGUACUUCUUCCUCUCCAAUCUGUCGUUCGUGGAAAUCUGUUUCACUUCUACCACCAUCCCCAAGAUGCUGGUGAACAUCCAGGCACAGAGCAAAGACAUCUCCUACCGAGAAUGCCUCUCUCAAGUGUACUUUUAUAUUAUUUUUCUUGGAGUGGAUAAUUUUUUACUGACUGUGAUGGCCUUUGACCGCUUUGUGGCCAUCUGCCACCCUCUGAACUACACAGUCAUCAUGAACCCCCGGCUCUGUGUCCUCCUGGUUCUGAUUUGUUGGCUCAUUAUGUUCUGGAUUGCCCUGAUUCAGAUUCUACUGGCAAAACGACUGACCUUCUCCACAGGCACUGAAAUCCCACAUAUCUUCUGUGAACUGGCUCAGCUUCUCAAGGUGGCCGGCUCAGAUGCCCUCAUCAAUAACAUCUUCACCUAUGUGGCAGGUGCCCUGCUGGGUGUGUUUCCUAUGACUGGGAUCCUUUUCUCUUACUCUCAGAUUGUCUCCUCCUUAAUGAGGAUGUCCUCCAUUGAGAGAAAGUAUAAAGCCUUUUCCACCUGUGGGUCCCACCUCUGUGUGGUCUCCUUGUUCUAUGGAACAGGAGUUGGGGUUUACCUCAGUUCUUCUGUGACCCACUCUUCCCAGGCAAGCUCUGUUGCCUCAGUGAUGUACACUGUGGUCACCCCCAUGCUGAACCCCUUCAUCUACAGCCUGAGGAACAAGGAUGUGAAGGGGGCCCUGAGGAGACUCCUCAGUAGAACAGCCUCUUGUCUUUGCGGGAUCACUGAGUUCUGA
Messenger RNA from Marmota flaviventris (yellow-bellied marmot), 957 nucleotides. NCBI's taxonomy places the organism in Eukaryota, Metazoa, Chordata, Mammalia, Rodentia, Sciuridae. The record is from RefSeq and is a predicted model, not a curated record.